CUUUGAAUCGUUGGCAAGAGAAAAGUUCCUUGGCUCCUUUAACAGCACUAUAGAUUCAGCCGACACAGUCAGGCGUGAAACAAGCAUAUUUGAUCGAUCCUUCUAGGUGUUUGGUGCAUGUCCCAUAAGCGCAAUGGGAUAUCGACUCGCCGAAACUGACCGAGACAAGACUGAUCCAAAACAUUUGUGUACAAAGUGCAAUGAUAUAUUACAAGAACCGAAGCAGACAUCUUGUGGACAUCGUUACUGUAGAGGAUGCAUAGACUCAGUUCUGAGUAAAGAAAAUUCGGAGAGGAAGUGUGUUGAGGAUGGUACCUUGCUAAGGGAAGAAGAGGUCUUCCCUGAUAAAUUUGUGGAGCGCGAAAUCCUCCAACUAGUGCUUCAUUGUCCCCGUUUCGAGAAAGGGUGCCAGUGGAUCGGCCAGCUAAAGCACCGUCAGGAACAUGACCACACUUGUGAGUUUGUUGAAAUUCCAUGUGUUCACUCCAGAUGUGGAACUAUGGUACAAAGAUCAGACCUCGCCAGUCAUCUUGAAAACGAUUGCAGCUGCAGGGAGGAGCUGUGCACCUAUUGUGGAAAACGCAUCUUGGUCGUUGAUAUGGCGGACCAUCAUCAAACAGACUGUCCAAGUUAUCCUCAGUGUUGCCCUAAAUGUGGAAAUGAAGAUAUUCCACGCUGUCAGGUUUCUGUUCACUUGGAUCCAGUAGUUGGGGACUGUCAAGAAAUGAAAACAGUGUGUCCAUUUGCAGCGAUGGGCUGCAAAAAAACAAAGCCUAUGCGUUUUAAUGAAAGAAAGGAUCACCUCAAAGAAUACACACCAGAACACAUGACUUAUUUGCUGCAGCACUUUACAGAACUGUCCUCGCUCGUUAGCAGCACUUUGAGUUAUGCAUUAUCAAGCAAGAUCAGUGGCUUAAUUGUUCCCAUUGAAAAACAACUGGACUAUUCGAUCAAGCAGAUAGGAGCAGCAUUAGUGGAGACUGGUGCACUUAAAUCAAGAGGUGACCAACAAGAAGCUCGCAUCGAAAACCUGGAGAAAGCUGUAGAUCAUUUCAGACUGCUUGGUGACUCAAGCGAUAAUAGUGAGCAGCUCGAACUCUCCACAAAAGUUAGCGACCAAGCAGCUAAAAUUUCUGACCUGGAGGUGUUUAUGAUUGAAGGAAACAAAAAUGACGAAGAUCUCGGGCGACAGAUCAAAGGGUUGAAGGGAGAACACGAGAAUUUCAAAGAAGUGUUUUCAAAGAUACAGCGACGUCUCGAGUCCAUAGAGCACACGCUGGGCCUGCGUAAUGUGCUUCUGGCUGAUUUGGAGGAACAAGUCAGACAGAAUGAGGUUUCUAGUCACAAUGGCAUCUUGCUUUGGAAAAUCUCCGACUUUGCCAGAAAAAGGCAAGAUGCACUCAGCGGCAGACAAGUGUCUCUCUACAGUCCACCUUUUUACGCUAGUAGCUAUGGAUACAAGAUGUGUGUGCGCCUUUAUCUAAACGGAGAUGGAAUGGGCAAAGGAACACACAUCUCGUUGUUCUUUGUGGUUAUGCGCGGUCCGUACGAUGCACUUCUUCGCUGGCCUUUCAGACAGAAGGUCACCUUCAUGUUGUUGGAUCAGGAUGACGUUGAACAUGUUAUCGACGCCUUCAGACCGGAUCCAAGUAGCAAAUCCUUCCAACGACCAAAGAGAGAUAUGAACAUCGCCAGUGGUUGUCCAACGUUUUGCCAUCUAUCGGGGUUAAACAACCACGCUUACGUGCGCGAUGAUACCAUGUUCGUUAAGGUCAUAAUUGACACUACAGACAUUUGAGUUAUGACUGUAACUUUUAAGGGUUUAAGCCAUGAUAAGUUACUGGUUUUAAUUGCAUUUCCAGAGCCUGUAAACCUAGGCUAUUGUUUAUUAAAUUUACAAGACAGAACUUCGAAAAUCCCGAAAAGUGGGAGACCAUUUCCUAAAC
Molecule: messenger RNA, 1946 nt
Organism: Pocillopora verrucosa
Lineage: Eukaryota; Metazoa; Cnidaria; Anthozoa; Scleractinia; Pocilloporidae
Product: TNF receptor-associated factor 2-like
Biological process (GO): regulation of apoptotic process; protein K63-linked ubiquitination; tumor necrosis factor-mediated signaling pathway
Cellular component (GO): cytoplasmic side of plasma membrane
Molecular function (GO): tumor necrosis factor receptor binding; zinc ion binding
Source: RefSeq, a predicted model, not a curated record